Molecule: messenger RNA, 3432 nt
Organism: Tetranychus urticae (two-spotted spider mite)
Lineage: Eukaryota; Metazoa; Arthropoda; Arachnida; Trombidiformes; Tetranychidae
Molecular function (GO): carbohydrate binding
Source: RefSeq, a predicted model, not a curated record
AUAGUGACUUGAACUUCAUUGUAAAGUUUAUCUUGAACACGUACAGUUGCCAUCACGUAAAGUUUAACUUAACUUGAAACUACUGAUGAAGUUACGGCUGUUCAACUCAUUGAUCAACUCUUCUGUUCUUGUUAUGUUUUCUAAUUGUCCCAACUAAUGUACUUAUUCAUGCUAAUCUUACUGUUUUCAUUUUGUGCCAUCUCAUGUCGUGCAGUAGGAGCACAGUAUCGGACCGCAACUGCCUGUGAAAAUAGUGUAUUGGAAAUUGUUUGUGAAAAAGAUACUCACAUCAACCUGAUUCGAGCCAAUUUUGGACGUUUCUCUAUUCAAACAUGUAACGAACAUGGAAGUCACGAGAUGAAGGUUGACUGUGUGUCACCGAUCAGCUUCAGAGUAAUGGAAGAAAGCUGUGGCAUGAAACAAAGUUGCGUUAUUCCUGCAAAUAGUGGCCAUUUCGGUGACCCAUGCCCUGAAACUCCAAAAUAUCUUGAAGCCCAUUACCAAUGUUUACCAGACAAUCAAAAGAAACGCUAUCGAUGGCAGUCAACAACCUCAAGAAGCAAAUUACCUGGUAAACCAUUAUCAUCACCAUCAACAUCUUUACCAAGUUCAUCUUCCUUUUCAUCAACAACAACCUCAACGUUGCCUUCAGUCACUCAGACAUCAGGAUUAUCAUUUGCAUCCCUUAAACCUGAAGUUAACCAUGUUCAUCCCAAUACUUCAAAAGAUGAAAUUUCAAUGAAAAAUGGGUUGACACACCCAAACUCGGGUUAUUCAGUAGCCGCAGGAACGUCAACACAUAUUAACGCUUCUCGAUUAGAUGAUUAUGAUACAAGUUUAUCAAUAGCCAAAUCAGGGUCCAAUAAAUUGAUUAGUUUAAAAGUAAAUCCAAUUGAAAGAAAUUUCGUUUCAACCAGUUUACCAUCUUCGACACCAAUUAAGCCAACAGUGUUUCCAUCGACACCUUCAUCGACAAUAGGUUAUAACAAAUUAUCAUCACCAAUCACACCAAACCUUGAAACAUCAUCACCAACAAUAGCACCAAUCAAAGCAUCAUCAUCACUCUCGGAACGUGCAUCAACUACAAGUGUUAAAGUAGCAGCAAAUGAUUUUGAUGAUCGACCCAUUUACAUACGACAUCCUCAUCCAGGAUCACCUUCAGAAUCUGAAUCUGAAAUAGUUUCAGACACUUCAAGUGAUUACUCUGUAGCCAGGAGUAAAAGUGAUUUACCAUCGCCUUAUCCAUCUCACCGUAAAAGUACCACAGGUUCAAGUGAAUCUGAUUAUAUAAAUAUCUAUGAAUCUCUUCCGUCCUCUUCAUCUUCCUCAUUGUCUUCAACAUCAUCCAAUUCGGAUAAUGUUAAAUUAGAUAAAGUUUCACCAACAGAAUAUGGAAGUCCUUCCAUAUUUAUACGACAUCCACAUCCGGGUGUUAAUCGUGAAUCUUCAUCAACAAUGGUUCCACCAUCAACGUCACCCUCAACAGCAUCCAGUUAUGAUGAACAGUGGAUGAAAAGUGAUUCAGGAUCAGAAAUGAUUAAUGAAAAGAGCAAUCAAUUGUCAACCAAUUCAUGGUUAUCAGGCAAUUUAUCUUCCAACAACCUUGUAACGGGCAUUGUCUUUGCCCUUGGUGCCGCUCUAUCAGCACUUGGACUCUUUUUCUACCUCUACAUUCGUGAUAGCAACAUCAAGAAUCGCUUCUUGUCACUGGCCUCUGCCUUGAAUGGUAAAAUAAUUUGCUCUCGAAACAUUGCUCCAAUGGAACCAGGAGCCAGUCUUAAAGACGACGUGUCUUCCCUUCGCAAACGAGGUGGACAUUUAAUCUCAGUUACACCAACAUCCAAGUACAUGGCAUCGGAAAAUGCAGCUCAUUACAUUCGCGAUCCCAUCAUUGGCCCAGGAUCAGGGUCAACAUUGAAUGUGAUCGCUCCAUUAGGAGUAAAAUAUUUACUUCCUUCAACAACCAACUCUAGUUCAUCUGUUAAAGAUUUAACUUAUGGUUGUUCCCAAUUAAUGAACACUUUAACUGUCAACAAUAGUUCGUUAACGGCACCAAGUGCCGCUUCAAAUCAACACCACCAUCAACAGCAACAACAACAGAUUCAACAGCAAAUUCAUCAUCAUAGACUUUCCUCUCCAAAUCAAGGUAUUCUUGGUGUAACCCUUCAUCCAACUCAUCAUAUGCGACCAACAGCCACAGGUUUACCUUUGCCCAUUGGAUUAGUUGUUGAACAUGUUUAUGAGUGUAUCGAUGAUGAUCCUUACACGGCUAAACUGUUUAUGCCGGUUGAUUGUGAGUCAAAUAAAUACCAACGGAGAGACAAUUCAAUUUACAAUGGAGGUGACUUCAUGUUACCAAUCAAUAAUCAUCAUAUUAAUCAUCAUCAACAACAACAGCAACAAUCAACAGAUUUAACAUCAACUUUACAAGCUUUACCAGCAAUAGUUCAAGAAAAUGUUUCAUUGCGAUCUUCAGGACUUGGUGUUUCACUAAAUGCACCUUCAGGCCUUUCUCAAUCAACACCAUCAUCAUCCUCUCAUCCUCACUAUCAACUUAAUUUUGCUUGUUAUCCUUGUCAAUCACAGGUUGUGAAUUAUAUCAACAAAGACCGAAUUGAUCAACAAUUACGUGAAAACCUUUCCCUGGUUAAUCCAAAUGAUCAAAGGAGACCUGAGAUUGUGUGAAAAUAACUUGAACAUAUAAAAGCUUUUAAAUCUUGUUGUUACUGCUGUUGUUAAUUUUUACUUAAUUUAUUGUUAAUUUAUCAAAUUCAAUUGUUCUCAUUUGAAUCAAUCUCUUUUUUUUUGUUAUCAACCAAUUUAAUAUUCAACCAAUGAAUCCAAGCUCAAGUCCAUCAUCAUGAAGUUGCGCUUUCUGCCAAAUCAAGUGAACAAUUUUUAUGUUUACUGCCAACAAUAAUUAAAUUUUUAAUGGUAUAACAAUUAUACCAUUUCUGGGAGUGUUAAACAAGAAAAAUCAAAUGAUUGUAAGAAUUGAAUUGAUUGUAUUAUUAUUGUAACUUUAAUUUAUAUGGAAACAAAAGUUAUCUGUAAAUAACAUUAAAUAUCAAAGUGUGUAGCUCUAUGUGCCAGCUAGUUCAUCAUCAUCAUCAUCAUCAUCUUUCUUUGUUGGUUGAAAAUUUAAUGUCCAAAUGGAUGAGUAAAUAGUCAAUCGAUGUUACAUGGAAAUCACAAUUGAAAAGCUCAACCUGAUGAUCAUUUCUUUCUCUUCUCUUUUGCUCACCUUGAUAAUGCUACACACUCAGAUAGACCCAGUAUUACCUGUGAUAUUUUCAUCCUUCUCAUCAAAUUGAUACUAAUCAUGAGCCACUGUUUUGUAUCAACAACAAUGAAUUAUAUUAACAUUGUCAUUCCCAACACUUCUUUUGUAAUAUUAUAAUUAUUACUUAAUAACAAUCAUUGAUAUUGUCA